ACAGAUGAGAAGUUUGACAUCACUCGAUAGCUACUGUUACUGUUCAUGACUCUCUAUCUUUGAAUAGUUUAUAUGUGCAAGCCAUUUUGUGCCAGGAUGCUGUUGUUCAGAUCCUGGACCAUGAAAUCUUAUCUUAUCGCCCUACACGUGACAUUACUUUUGGGCAAGAUUUCUGGCUGGAGACGUGAACCACCACGCGCCCUGAGCCACAGAGCUGGAGCCACUUUGAAGACGUGCAGCAGCAGCAACCCCAUCAAUCGCCAAUCGCAGAACAGCUUGUUGCGCAAAACACAACACCACAUCAAAACGUCAAGAUGGCUCCCGCGCAACCAGAACUCAAGAAGUAUCUUGACAAGCGUCUCUUCGUCCAGCUCAACGGCAGCCGCAAGGUCAUUGGCGUCCUGCGCGGAUACGAUGUCUUUUUAAACAUUGUAAUGGACGAUGCGGUCGAGGAGAAGGAUGGCGGUGAGAAGGUCAAGCUCGGCAUGGUGGUCAUUCGCGGAAACUCAGUUGUCAUGCUUGAAGCGCUCGAGAGAAUUGGCGGCGACGACAGGGGAGGACACCGCGGCUAAGCACUCUCAGAUUCGAUCCUUUGCACGAAUAAAGUCACGGCGACGUCGGGCAGUAAUCAUUUCGUUAUCGCAUCACUUUUGGUAUCGGACAAUUGUGGGAAUAGGCUAUUGUAUUUUGGGCAGAGGGGUCUGGCGUUAUAUCAUUUGAGAAAGAAGAGAAUCGGAAGCAAGGACGGUUUAGGGCGAAUGGAAAGGAGAAAAAAACGAGAUACCCCAUCACCGACGCGUCCUUCCUCAACGGGUCUCCUCAUCAGGCUUCGGGUGCUCCCAGGUCUUUUCGUCGUACCCCUCCAUCAUCUCUCCGCCAUACGCCUUGACCCAUCCUCGGAUUCCACCCACCAUCACCUGCGUGGUCAUCUCCGCCGAGCACCCCGAGUCAGAUUCGUAGUCGGAACCAGACCCGUCAGAAACAGAAUUGAUAUAGUCCUGCAUCCAAGCGGCGCAUCUUGGUCCUCGGCCGUUGGAGGAGCCUGACCAUCGCGGUUAGCCUCGGACAGGCGGAUGCAGUGAAAAAGAGGCCAACACUCACCACAAUAGAAGACUAUCCUCUUGAUACCCGCCUGUUUGCACAAAUCAUAGAGCAUCGCUCUCAUCAAGUAGAAACUGUGAGCCGGAAUGUUCAGGGACCCCUGGAUGGUUCCUCCGAUGCAGUCUGUUCGCCGGGUGUCGACCAACAGGAACUCACGGGGUUGAGACUGGUCUCGGUCUUGAACAAGCCGGGCGACCUCAGACCAGGUUAUCUUGACCGGUGAUGAACUGGGCUCUGGAAAAGCUGACCACCACGGUGUCCCGUCUUCCCGUCGGGCCAUUUUGAGGCAAUGUUCGUGGACGUGGACUCCCAUUGCUCCGUUGUGUGGUGUGCGACCGCCCUGAUUUCACCUCACUGAAUGCCAAAAACUUCCGGCUGAAAAGUACGACUAGGGGAAAGAUAAUGUUUGGUCCAGAAGCCAGGUCGAUGGCUGAGAUGUGUAUAUAUGUCUGCAACCGUGUGAUAUCCAGAUUGCAACCUACCAAACACGGCCUGGCAGUCUCGCUCCGAAAAUGCCAAUGUAAGAGUCUUGAUAAGG
Messenger RNA from Podospora pseudopauciseta, 1639 nucleotides. It is a transcript of the gene SMG1, whose product is annotated as Serine/threonine-protein kinase smg1. The transcript has 4 exons. Gene Ontology annotation, cellular component: U12-type spliceosomal complex; P granule; U5 snRNP. The coding region runs from base 315 to 572 and encodes 85 amino acids. The record is from RefSeq and is a predicted model, not a curated record. Gene Ontology annotation, biological process: mRNA splicing, via spliceosome; spliceosomal snRNP assembly. Gene Ontology annotation, molecular function: RNA binding. NCBI's taxonomy places the organism in Eukaryota, Fungi, Ascomycota, Sordariomycetes, Sordariales, Podosporaceae.